AUGAACCUCCUUGUCGAUGCGUAUGGGAAAUGCGGCUACCUGGGCGAGGCUUGUGCCGUGUUUGAAUCCAUUGCUCCCCGCAAUAUCUUCUCCUGGAACACGAUGAUGUGGGCGUGUGCCCAAAACGGAAAAUUAGACAGCGCUACAACACUUUUCGAAAUCAUCCCCGAGAGAGAUCUCGUUGCAUGGACCUCGCUCUUACAAGGUUACUUCCUAGUCGGAAGCCUUGUUCAAGCUCGAUUACUCUUUGAUUUAAUUCCAGAGAAGAGCGUGGUGGCGUGGACUGCCAUAGUUUCUGCAUAUGCCAAGGUUGGGCAUAUUGACAAAGCACAGAGCGUGUUUGCGUUGAUGCCACAGAACACACUUUUGGGCUGGACUGCGAUUAUCACCGCCCUUGGAUCAAAGUCCAUGGUAGGCGAGCUCAAACUGGUCUUUGAUCAAAUGCCCGAGCGAGAUGUGGUGGUCUGGACCGCGCUCGUCCAGGCUUAUGCUCAGAAUGGGCAUGUCGUCCGCAAAGCAAGGGAGGUUUUUGAUCGAAUGCCGUGCAGGAAUUGUUUAUCGUGGAAUGCGAUGCUGGCCGUCUACGCUGAGACUGGAGAGCUUGAGCUGGCAAAGAAAACCUUUGAUCUGGUCCCAGAGCCGGACGUGGUUUCUUGGACCUCAAUCACACAGGCCUACAUUCGCCGCGGCCUAUUCGAUGACGCUCAAGAGUUGUUUGAUCGAAUCCCAGGCAAGAACACUGUGUCGUGGAAUGCAAUGGUGCAGGCGUAUGCCCAGGCCGGGCAUGUCUCCAAAGCUGUAAAUAUCUUCCACGCCACCUUUAGGAAGAAUGUCAUUUCCUGGAACUCGGUGGUGCUCGCGUAUGUGGGUCGAAAGAAGAUGGUCGAGGCAAAGUCGUUGUUCGAUCGCAUGCCCGGCCACACCGUCGUCUCCUUGACAAUUGUCGCAGUGGGGUAUGCCCACGCCGGGCAUACGACGAGUGCCAAGGAAACGUUUGAGUCCAUGCCCAGCAGAGACGUGCCAUCAUGGAACGCGAUGGUGUCCGCGUAUGCUCGAGCCGGGCAUAGCAGCGUCGCCUUGGAAGCAUUGAGGCUCAUGGCGCUCGACGGUGUCAGGCCCGACGAUCUCACCUUUGUUGCCAUUCUCACGGGCUGUAGCCACGAAGGGAAGCUCCAGCAGGGGCGCGAGAGCUUCCGGGAGAUGAUCGACGUGCACGGGAUCAAGCCUCUGCUUGCUCACUACGAUUGCAUGGUCGACAUUCUGGGACGCUCCAAGUUUUUAGCUGAGGCGGAGGAGCUCAUCGACAGCAUGCCGUUUCUGCCUGACUCGGCUGCGAUGAGCUCGCUGCUGAGUGCUUGCAAGCUUCAUGGAGAUCUCGAUCGAGGGGAGCGAAUCGCAAAGAAGAUGGCGGCGGUGGAUGAAGACCAGUUCGCUGAUUAUGGUUGUGGCUAUCUCUUACUCUCAAGUAUGUCAGCCGAGUGUGCUAAUCGUGAGCCGCAAAUGAAAGUGAAGGAAUGA
This is a messenger RNA of Selaginella moellendorffii, 1518 nucleotides long. Its product is annotated as pentatricopeptide repeat-containing protein At4g02750-like. Bases 1 to 1518 code for a protein of 505 amino acids. Lineage: Eukaryota; Viridiplantae; Streptophyta; Lycopodiopsida; Selaginellales; Selaginellaceae. Gene Ontology annotation, molecular function: protein binding. The transcript has a single exon. The record is from RefSeq and is a predicted model, not a curated record.